AUUAGCCUCAUAUCCUGAACCUCAGGGAGGGUUAAACCCUGUGUUCACCUUUGCUGUUCUUUCUUCGUCUCCAAUGGAAUUCGAGUCCAAAUACGAGGUUUUGCGCGUUGUCACCUUCAUUCGCACCCAUGGCUUCAAAAGGGUCGCUUUACAGUUCCCGGAUGAGCUACUAAAGGAGUCAAUCGGGGUCGUGUGGGCCCUACGUAAGGAGCUACAAUCAUGUGGUGAAAGCGGUAAUAAUAUUGCGUUGUAUGUAAUGGCUGAUACUACAUACGGUAGCUGUUGUGUUGAUGAGGUUGGUGCGUUGCACAUCAAUGCCGACUGCGUUAUUCAUUAUGGACAUACAUGUCUCAGCCCGACAUCAAAACUUCCUGCAUUUUUUGUUUUUGGGAAGGCUCCAAUAAACGCAUCUAACUGCGCCAAACACCUUUGUAAUUAUGCAUUGUCCAGCAAGAAGCCUGUAUUGGUUCUCUUUGGAUUGGAAUACGGGCAUGCGAUACAUGAUAUUAUAGAAGCAUCAACUAUUGAAACAACACACGAUAAAUUACAUUUUGCAGAUGUUAUGAGCCAAUCUAUGAAACCAACAAAAACUUCUGAUGUUAAUGGAGAUUGUGAUGACGCAUCACAAAAAACGUAUAGCAUCGGGGGCUUGCGCUGGAGUCUAGAACAGGGUCUCAGUAUGGAAGACUACUCAUUGUUUUGGAUCGGGCCCGACAAUUCAGCUUUUGCAAAUGUUGUACUUACCUUCAAUGACUGUGAAAUAGUUAGAUAUGAUGCGACGGAAAAUGUAUUGUUAAGUGACACUUCUCAGCAACGAAGAAUUCUCAAGCGUAGAUAUUAUCUAGUUGAGAAAGCAAAGGAUGCUGGCAUUGUGGGAAUAUUGGUGGGAACCCUUGGCGUCGCGGGGUAUCUAAGUAUGAUCCAUCAAAUAAAAGAGAUGGUCACAAAAGCUGGGAAGAAGGCCUACACGUUUGUGAUGGGAAAACCUAAUCCUUCAAAACUUGCUAAUUUUCCGGAGUGUGAUGUCUUCAUCUACAUCUCUUGUUCACAAACCGCUCUUUUGGAUAGCAAAGAAUUCUUGGCUCCUGUUAUUACUCCUUUUGAAGCUAUUCUUGCAUUCAACAGGGGAAGCGAGUGGACCGGAAAGUAUGUAAUGCAAUUUCAAGAUCUGGUUGCUUCAACUCCUGUGGGCGUGGAAAAGUCCGGAGAAGAAGAAGAAGCAAGAUUUUCAUUCCUUCAAGGUGGAUACAUUGAAGAUCAUGAUUUGCAAGAUAUCAACAAAGAAGAUGAAGAUGGACCUCUUGCUUUAAUGAAAAUGACUCAGACAGCGCUGCAAGAGCGUGGUAAGGAUCAUAAAACCAUGGUCAAGAAGGGAAGCACGAAAUCGGGCGUGGAUUUUUUUGCAUCACGGGCUUUUCAAGGUCUUGACAUCAACAAUAAUAGUAAUGCACCUGAGCCAUUCAUACUUGGAAGAUCCGGUAAGGCGUCCGGUUACAACCAUGAAACAAGUGAGCACUAGCUUCUAGUUGUUUGUAAUUCUUCCAAAUUUAAUAGCUUUUACCUUUGUGGCCAUUGAUAUUAAUCAACCAAAAGAAACUCUAUAUGUUGUAAUCCACUUUUCAAUCUUCAUGCAUAGCAUGUUAGUAGGGUUGUAAACGAGCGGAGCACGAGCCUGGUGGUCGACCCGUUUAACUUAAGAGAGCUAAUGGGUGUGUAAAGUAUGAACUGGAAUUGAAGUUAAACAUUCAUGACAUUGUGUUUGGUUUGGAAAGUGAAGACUUCAAACA
Messenger RNA from Helianthus annuus (common sunflower), 1787 nucleotides. RefSeq names its product 2-(3-amino-3-carboxypropyl)histidine synthase subunit 2. The coding region runs from base 74 to 1519 and encodes 481 amino acids. Gene Ontology annotation, biological process: protein histidyl modification to diphthamide. The transcript is spliced from 10 exons. Gene Ontology annotation, molecular function: 2-(3-amino-3-carboxypropyl)histidine synthase activity. Lineage: Eukaryota; Viridiplantae; Streptophyta; Magnoliopsida; Asterales; Asteraceae. The record is from RefSeq and is a predicted model, not a curated record.